CGAAAUCGAUUAUACUUCCAUCUCUAGACAGGUGAGCGCAUUUUAAAAACAUUUCAAUCAGAAGAAAACUUAUUUAACCAUGCGCCAUUCCAGCAUGAAGGUUGAUCUAUCGAACUUUUUCAAGGACGAACGUCGACAUUCGUUGGUUUUCAUCGAUGCAGCAUGGAAAAACAUCAAGGACCUCCAGGACCACAUACAAAACCUCUUCAGCUUGGAGGACAUUAGUCUGCUCACCACAGAUGGAUGCUUUCUGCCCCCGAGGGAGUCUAUCAAAGUACUAAAGUCUGCUGAAGGACUGAAAGCCUUUCGGUUUGUCAGUCGCGAUAAUAAUACAUUUGUGAGCCCUGCUCCUGUAAAAUGCAGCAAAAAGCGAAAGAAUCGAUCCGCCGAUGAACAGGUUCACCUAUCCGCCUCCACUCCCCUCCGACCAUCAAAGCGCUCCAAGAACCAGAGCAACACAGAAUGGCUCGAAAUUGCGGCAGAACCAUCUUGUGUGAAAAUAGAUGAGCUGGAUGAUGAGGCUCCUGGACCGUCAAUGAGCUUGAAAAACAAGGACGCUACAAAAGCCCCUAACAUGUCAGUGAAAAUUGAGGCAGAGAACAAGGAAUCUGUUCCUCAGACUCAAAAACGAUCCAUGCGUAAGAAACGGCCUAAAUCGCCCGGUGGUACUGACCAGGAAGAGGACGACCCUGCUCCUCUGAGUAUUUCUCGAUACUCGGUGAAGGAAGGCAAAAUGUCAGAAGGCAAGAAGCAAAAGAAAGUGCCUGACACUCUGUCAGAAAAAUCUGCUAUGGUAACGCUGCAGGAAGACAAAACUCCAGAGGAGCAACAAGAAAUGCCAGCGAAACUAUCUCAACUCAAAGCUGUGGACCAAAUUGAGAAGGGUCUUGGGAUAUCUACUAGUCUCCCAUCCAUCUCCUUCCGCUCACCUCUCUUAGAGAUGUCCGAUAAUGUUCCUCGCAUAUUUCAAUUUUCAACUAGAAAAAACAAAGUAGAAAUUCUGGAAAAUAUAAAACUUGCGCCCAUCAACGCAGGUUUUUUGCCGCAGAAGAAGGCUAAGGGUGAUGAUACGGCUAAACAAUCCCCAAGUGAUGGGAAAGAUUCAAUUUUAGAGUUCGAAUCCGAAACUGUACGCGACCAAGAAUCUCCAAAUGUCCAAAAUAAAGAAACUGUAUCAGCAAAUGCAACUUUUUCCGAAGACAUAAUUGAAACAUCAACUCUUCCGGUGUCCACAACAGGAGUUGAAUUUGCUUGUCUAGACAAUGCGACUGAAACUGAGACCACUCUUCCGUCCGAAGCUGAUGCAACUAAUCCACUUGAAUUUACUGAUUCCGAAUUACAUCUGGAAGAAGCAUCCCAAUCCGAAAAAAUUAUGCCACAUGACGCGAAUGCAUCUUCGAUUAAAAUUGAAGUUGAUUCUAAGGAUGUUAAGCCGCCGCCAGUACGCAAUUGUGCUGAACAACUGAUAUCCGAUUCCGACGACGACGUGAUGGUGGUAGACGACUCCAAUAUGGACGUUUCAGACUCUGAUUCGGAUAUAGAGCCAGUGCCAGUCGUAGAAGAUAGGCGGUACUUAGACAUGAUAAAGGACCUAAUGCGAAAUGCAACUCCGCUCACGGGUCUGCCCACCAGGGGCGAUACAAUUCUAUUUAAACUGCUGAAGAUCAAGGGAAACGCAAAUUCAGGAACAACCGAGUUUAUCUCCGGGAACUGCACUUACGUCAACCGGCGCACCAAAAUCUUCACAGUAGAACCAGAAACAUAUCCCCCCGAAAUCGGACGCAUAAUGAGUCAAUAUUAUAAGAGUGGCUUGGACGAGUCUUCUGAGGAUGUGCGUACAUUAAGUAUUCAUCUUCAAGAUAUGAAUGAAGCCAAAAUCGUUGUAGCCACAAUCGACUGAUUAUUAUGUGUACAUUCUUGAGUUCUAUUUCCAGGGUUUCGUAAAUUUAUAGCUUUUAAAAUACAAACGAUUAAACAACAUCUAUAUGUAC
Messenger RNA from Drosophila erecta, 1991 nucleotides. RefSeq names its product coilin. The record is from RefSeq and is a predicted model, not a curated record. The transcript is spliced from 5 exons. The coding region runs from base 80 to 1900 and encodes 606 amino acids. NCBI's taxonomy places the organism in Eukaryota, Metazoa, Arthropoda, Insecta, Diptera, Drosophilidae.